AUGGUGCACGUGUCUUUUUACCGCAACUAUGGGAAGACUUUUAAGAAGCCCCGUCGUCCAUAUGAGAAGGAGCGACUAGAUGCUGAGUUGAAGCUUGUUGGAGAGUAUGGACUUAGGUGCAAGAGGGAACUCUGGAGGGUUCAGUAUGCACUGAGCCGCAUCAGAAAUGCUGCAAGAAAUCUUCUGACUCUUGACGAGAAGGACCCUCGCCGUAUUUUUGAGGGUGAAGCCCUUCUGAGGAGGAUGAACAGGUAUGGGCUGCUGGAUGAGAGCCAGAAUAAGCUCGAUUAUGUCUUGGCCCUCACAGUAGAGAAUUUCCUUGAGCGCCGCCUGCAAACUUUAGUGUUUAAGGCAGGUAUGGCUAAGUCAAUCCACCAUGCCAGAGUGCUCAUCAGGCAAAGGCAUAUCAGAGUUGGUCGACAAGUUGUCAACGUUGCCUCAUUUAUGGUGAGAGUGGAUUCCCAGAAGCACAUUGAUUUCUCUCUCACGAGUCCAUUUGGUGGUGGUCGCCCUGGUAGAGUGAAGCGAAAGAACCAGAAGGCAGCUGCAAAGAAGGCUUCCGGUGGUGACGGGGAUGAAGAUGAUGAAGAGUGA
This is a messenger RNA of Fraxinus pennsylvanica, 594 nucleotides long. The record is from the annotation of a GenBank genome assembly. NCBI's taxonomy places the organism in Eukaryota, Viridiplantae, Streptophyta, Magnoliopsida, Lamiales, Oleaceae.